Molecule: messenger RNA, 795 nt
Organism: Penicillium subrubescens
Lineage: Eukaryota; Fungi; Ascomycota; Eurotiomycetes; Eurotiales; Aspergillaceae
Exons: 1
Coding region: 1-795 (264 amino acids)
Molecular function (GO): hydrolase activity
Source: RefSeq, a predicted model, not a curated record
AUGGACGCCCUCCCUGUAGAAGAAAAUACUCAACCCCCCUACGCCAGCACUAAAUUCGUCACCGACGAAGACGAUGGAUCCCGGAUCCCUGUGAUGCAUGCCUGCGGGCAUGAUAGCCAUGUUACGUGUCUCCGAGCGACGGUGACGCUACUACAUGCCGCGCGCGAAUAUUGGCGCGGGACGCUGAUUGUCGUGUUUCAGCCUUCUGAGGAACUUCUCACUGGGGCAAAAGCGAUGCUGGAAGAUGGGUUUUAUGAGAAAGUACAGGUAAAGCCGGAUAUAGUUCUCGCGCAACAUGUCAUGCGUAUGCGCGCGGGAACGAUAAAUCUCCAAUCGGGGCCGUUAUUAACAGCGGCGGAAGCAUUUGAUAUCCGGAUUUUCGGACGGGAAGGACACGGGUCUGCGCCACAGACGACUAUUGAUCUGAUUUUGAUCGGGGCGGCUGUUGUUAUGCGGUUACAGGGGAUUGUUUCGAGGGAGGUUGUCCCCGGAGAAGUUGCGGUUGUUUCGUGUGGGAGUAUUCGGGCGGGUACUUCGGCGAAUGUAAUUCCUGAUUAUUUGGAUUUGCAGGUAAGUGUGCGGACUUUUGAGGAGGAGGUUAGGGAGAAGGUUUGUGCUGCAAUUGUGAGGAUUGUUGAGGGGGAGUGUAUUGCUGGUAGUAAGGUGGAGAAACCGAGGAUUAACGGGACGGUUUCGGCGCCGGCGACUGUUAAUGAUGAAGGGAGUGUUGAGAGGUUGAGGGGAGUGUUUGAGGGGGUAUUUUGGGGAGAGAUCGGUGGAGAUGGAGAGGCCUAG